Pungitius pungitius (ninespine stickleback) is the source of this 5947-nucleotide messenger RNA. RefSeq names its product ATP-binding cassette, sub-family B (MDR/TAP), member 10 (gene abcb10). Lineage: Eukaryota; Metazoa; Chordata; Actinopteri; Perciformes; Gasterosteidae. Gene Ontology annotation, molecular function: ATP binding; ABC-type oligopeptide transporter activity; ATP hydrolysis activity. Gene Ontology annotation, cellular component: mitochondrial inner membrane. Gene Ontology annotation, biological process: oligopeptide export from mitochondrion. The transcript is spliced from 14 exons. The record is from RefSeq and is a predicted model, not a curated record. Bases 508 to 2634 code for a protein of 708 amino acids.
GCUUACACCGUCAGCCAUUGAAUCAUCUCGUCGAGAGGAGGAAUCGUGUGUAACAUUACAUGAGAGAACCAAACCAGGGUCACCUCUCUCCUCUUUAACUCCUUUGACUCUUUCCAGGGAGAAAGGCUGCUAUUCUCACAGGGGAUCUGGAUUCAAUCGGUCUUGGGCUGUUUUUGUUUCCACUUAACCCGCCUGCCACCACAUAUUCAGCGACAGAUGACAGUGACAGGCGGGGUGUUGUUAGCUGUUCAGUGAUAAGAGAUAAACUGGGUGAAGGCGGCUGUGAGGCGCAGAUAAAAUAUAAAUUAACGGUCUAAACUCGACAAUGUAGCGGCAAGAAGCCACACGGCUGCUCGGCUGUGGAUGCGGUGCGUUGACCUACCGGUUGAAGAGCUAUCAUGUUUUUUCUCACAGUGGACUUGACACGUACGCGUCCCUGAAUCUUCGCCGACCGCCGAGGACAACUCGACUUUCUGUUCGGCCACUUUCCACAACCCAACUCGGACGAUGCGGCUCUUGAUUCGCUUGUCGAGGUGCUCGCACGGAGUUCACGUGUCCAAACUCAAGCCGGGGAUGUUGUGGCUGGAGCACCGCCUGACCCACUCGGCGGCCCCGCGGAGGAAGAGGCAGGCGACCGGGGUCAAGUCAUCGGGCUUCCUCCUGUCCUCUUCGGGCCCCUUCGUGUGCCUGUCGCCCGGCAGUCCACUCGCGGGCCUCUCUGCGCUCGGGUCGCACACGCUCACACGCGCACCUGUUGCCUUCGCCGCCUCGUCCGCCGCCUCCUCCACGCCUUCGCCGGCGAAGAGCGAGACGGACACGGAGAGCGGCCGCACACCGGCCGCGGUGCCCCUGGAUGAUGCGAGGAGGAUUCUGCAGCUCGCUCACCCGGCGAGAUGGAGAAUGUCAGCUGCUCUGGGCUUCCUGACUGUCUCCAGUGCAGUAACCAUGUCGGCUCCCUUCUUCCUGGGCAAAGUGAUCGACACUAUUUACACCACUGGAACAGACACAGAGACGAUGACAGCCUCCCUCACGUCGUUAUGUAUCAUGCUGACGGGAGUGUUCCUGUGUGGUGGGGCGGCCAAUGCUGCCAGAGUCUACCUCAUGCAGACCUCAGGCCAAGAGAUUGUUCGUAAUCUCCGAGCCGGAGUCUUCUCCUCCAUCCUCAGACAGGAAGUGGCCUUUUUUGACAGGAAUCGGACCGGCGAGCUCAUCAACCGCCUCUCUGCAGACACAGCGGUGGUGGGCCGCUCCAUCACCGACAACCUUUCCGAUGGCCUGAGGGCCGUCGCCCAGGCAGCUGCUGGUGUCAGUAUGAUGUUCUAUGUCUCUCCCAGUCUCGCGAGCUUUGUGCUGCUCAUUGUUCCUCCUGUGGCCGGUCUGGCCGUAGUCUACGGCAGAUACCUUCGCUCCAUCUCCAAACGCACACAGGACGCACUGGCUCAAGCCACAGAGUUGGCCGAGGAGCGUAUCAGCAACCUGCGGACGGUCAGGGCUUUUGGUAAAGAGCUGUCAGAAGUCAAGACGUACAAACAAAAGGCUGACCAGGUCCUCAGCCUGGCCAAGAGGGAGGCCAUGCUACGAGCUGGCUUCUUUGGAGUGACUGGUCUCAGUGGUAACAUCAUGAUCCUGUCGGUGCUGUACAAGGGAGGCCUCCUGAUGGCCUGCCAGCACAUGACGGUGGGAGAGCUCUCGUCGUUCCUCAUGUACACCUUCUGGGUGGGCAUCAGCAUUGCAGGGCUGAGUUCUUUCUACUCUGAGCUCAUGAAGGGGUUCGGGGCAGGAUCCAGACUGUGGGAGCUGCUGGACAGAAAGCCUGAGUUUCCUUUAAAUGAAGGCCUCGUGCUUCCCUCGGACCAGCUGAAGGGUCGGUUGGAGUUCUCCGAUGUCUCCUUCGCGUAUCCCACGCGUAACGAGGCUCCCAUUUUCCAGAACCUCAGUCUGCUGGUCCCCGCUGGCAGCAUCAUGGCCGUGGUGGGGCCCAGUGGCUCCGGGAAGUCAACCCUGGUCUCGCUGCUGCUGAGGCUGUACGACCCUCAGUCUGGCGUCAUCACCAUAGAUGGGCAUGACAUCAGAGAUCUGAAUCCCUAUUGGCUCCGGAGUCACAUAGGAACCGUCAGCCAGGAGCCAGUGCUGUUUUCCUGCUCCAUAAGAGAUAACAUUGCAUAUGGCGCAGUGGAUCCAGACGCUGUGACCACGGAGGACAUCUACAGAGCCGCCAGAGUGGCCAACGCCUUUAAUUUCAUCCAGACUUUCCCUCAGGGCUUCGGCACGGUAGUGGGCGAGAAAGGAGUGCUGUUGUCAGGUGGUCAGAAGCAGAGGAUUGCAAUAGCCAGAGCUCUACUCAAGAAUCCUAAGAUCCUGCUGUUAGACGAGGCUACCAGUGCACUGGAUGCUGAGAAUGAGUUCCUGGUCCAGGAGGCCUUGGAGCGUCUCAUGGAAGGGAGGACGGUGGUGAUCAUCGCGCACCGCCUGUCCACCAUCCAGAAUGCCAACGCCGUGGCUGUUCUGGACCAGCGGCGCAUCGCAGAGUGCGGGGAGCACACCGAGCUGCUGGGCAACAGGGAAGGGCUGUUCCGAAAACUGAUGGAGCGACAGGCGUUUCUGCAAGAUGAGCAGAAACGAGCACUUCGCUGAGGGGACGGGGGGAGGAAAGACGAACGGAACACGCCGUGACGGGAGGUCAGUGCCUGGGAAGAAGUGACUUUGUUCCCAGAAUUUGGGGGAAGCAAAGGGGGAGGAAAAAGAAGAAUUGAAAAUGUAAAGGGCAGAAAGGAAGCAGAGCUGCCUACAGGACAACAGGGGGACACUUGAGAAGGAGGAGAAUGUAAAACCACUGAGAAACAUUAAAGAGGUUUUCUUAAAUGCUGGACUUUUCUCACGGCUAAAAUGACCGUUUAGUACAACACCAAGAGCCAUUUGGGCAUGAGAGAGAGAGAGAGAGAGAGAGAGAGCUGAGAACGGAAACACGGAUGGAGAGUUUCAUAGAGAUGCUUUAUUUUUUAAAUAUCUACUUCAACACUGAAAAUCGAGUUCGGAAGGAGUGAGAUGGAGAAAUAACGGAGACAAACAAGAAGCUCAUUGCAUACGUGUCAUUUUUUUUAAACCACUGUCACUACCAUAUUUUUGGGGAAAACCCCCCCAAAUCCUGUUUUAAAUAGCGACGGCAUACCUUCGACGUGUGCAUAACUGUCAUGGUAGGAAUUUGGUGCAGAAUCUUUCCGGGUAAUCUUUAAUAAUCUUUUGUAGCCAAACCAAAAACAGUGUCACGUACACAAAACUGGUAAAUGUGUCUAUGUGUCUAUGUUUUAUUGGUUUUUAAAACUUGAAGCUUACAUGCAGAGCCUUUUGUACUGUCUGUUUUUUGUUUUUCUUUAACAAGCAUAAUAAAGCAGCUAUUUGUGUCAUUGCGAAACAGGACCGAACGCUAUCAGGACAUACACUCACCGGCCACUUUAUUAGGUACACCUGUCCAACUGCUCGUUAACACUUAAUUUCUAAGCAGCCAAUCACAUGGCGGCAACUCAGUGCAUUUAGGCAUGUAGACAUUGUCAAGACAAUCUCCUGCAGUUCAAACCGAGCAUCAGUAUGGGGAAGAAAGGUGAUUUGAGUGACUUUGAACGUGGCAUGAUUGUUGGUGCCAGAAGGGCUGGUCUGAGUAUUUCAGAAACUGCUAAUCUACUGGGAUUUUCACGCACAACCAUCUCUAGGGUUUACAGAGAAUGGUCCGAAAAAGAAAAAACAUCCAGUGAGCGGCAGUUCUGUGGGCGGAAAUGCCUUGUUGAUGCCAGAGGUCAGAGGAGAAUGGCCAGACUGGUUCGAGCUGAUAGAAGGGCAACAGUGACUCAAAUAACCACCCGUUACAACCAAGGUGGGCAUAAGAGCAUCUCUGAACGCACAGUACGUCGAACUUUGAGGCAGAUGGGCUACAGCAGCAGAAGACCACACCGGGUGCCACUCCUUUCAGCUAAGAACAGGAAACUGAGGCUACAAUUUGCACAAGCUCAUCGAAAUUGGACAAUAGAAGAUUGGAAAAACGUUGCCUGGUCUGAUGAGUCUCGAUUUCUGCUGCGACAUUCGGAUGGUAGGGUCAGAAUUUGGCGUCUACAACAUGAAAGCAUGGAUCCAUCCUGCCUUGUAUCAACGGUUCAGGCUGGUGGUGGUGGUGUCAUGGUGUGGGGAAUAUUGGCACUCUUUGGGCCCCUUGGUACCAAUUGAGCAUCGUUGCAACGCCACAGCCUACCUGAGUAUUGUUGCCGACCAUGUCCAUCCCUUUAUGACCACAAUGUACCCAACUUCUGAUGGCUACUUUCAGCAGGAUAAAGCGCCAUGUCAUAAAGCUGGAAUCAUCUCAGACUGGUUUCUUGAACAUGACAAUGAGUUCGCUGUACUUAAAUGGCCUCCACAAUCACCAGAUCUCAAUCCAAUAGAGCAUCUUUGGGAUGUGGUGGAACGGGAGAUUCGCAUCAUGGAUGUGCAGCCGACAAAUCUGCGGCAACUGUGUGAUGCCAUCAUGUCAAUAUGGACCAAACUCCCUGAGGAAUGCUUCCAGCACCUUGUUGAAUCUAUGCCACGAAGAAUUGAGGCAGUUCUGAAGGCAAAAGGGGGUCCAACCCGUUACUAGCAUGGGGUACCUAAUAAAGUGGCCGGUGAGUGUAUAUUGAUGUAUGCACAUUUGCAUGUAAGUCACAGUUCAGGUGCUUCUCUUCACAAGAAUUUGGUCUCAGCUAAACGAUGGGAUGCGUUUUCUAAUAUGUUUAGAUUCAUUUAGUUUGACUCUGUUUAACCUGCUGACCGCUGUGUCUGCCAGUGUGUUUCUUUCAUGCUCCGGGUACAGGAUGUGCACUUGGCUAGCAAUAAUAGUCCAUGUAAACGGCUGUAAAACCACGAACAUGUUAUCCACAACACUGCUGACCCGGCUUAAUAUUAUAGCUGGCCUGUGAGAAACAAACCGAUGAGAAGCUCCAAGCAACAUCAUUGAUGCACGACAAAGGUUACAAGGCAUCCCAUGUCAUCAAAGUCUCUCUAUUCAAAGCUAUGUUGUUACUGUCUGUUUCUAAAACAGAGUUCGAAUAGCAUGUUGGAGGAGCUUUCUGUAACAUUCUAUUAUUUUUUUGAUUCUAUUAUUGAUGGUUUAUUAAUACAAUGUUCUACUAGAGCCCUGCGACUGACGGGUAAUCAGCCAUCAGGGUGAAGCCCGGCUCUCCCCCCGAUGUUGGCUGGGAUUGGAGGUAUAGAAGAUGAAUGAAUGUUCUACUUGAAGUUUUUCUCUGCCCAUUUGAGUAAUAUGACAAGAUUACAUACCUGUGCUUAAUUUCUUUUAAGGCUUAUACUAGAUUUUUUGAUUGAUUUGUAUGUUUUAGACAUUGGUGGUAACUCACGGCCUGUUCCAGAAAUGGCUUCAUCUCUCUAUAUUUAAACAAGAAAUGAAUGAAUACAACACUGAUCAUUGGUAGUUGACCAUAGGAACGCCUAAAAUGUUGUGUUCUGCACAACACAAUAACUCACUAAAGGGUUAGGGUUGGGGUUAUAUAGGGUGUUAUGCAUAUCAGUGCAUGACAGUAUGGUUCUCUCUCACCCGAGGUCACUCCGGAAAGUUCUCUGUUUUCUCUUUGCGUCUUGGUAUUUUCCAAAAAGGCAAGUGAUUCUCACUUAACUCACAACAGAUUUGCAUUUUCUCACAUGUUCGUCAUUAUUUGAAGAUAACCAUCACAUGUCCACAGUUGUGUUGUGGUUCCUCUGUGAAAGAACAUUGGUGAUAUUAACAAACCCUACUUAUUCAAAUGAAAUAGAGAAAUAAUUCACUCUGUAGAGCAAACACUGAACGUUUAAUGACUCAUCCAGAUCAAAUAAUAUGUUCCCAUUGAUCUAUUAUAUAUUUUGUAUUAUUUGUGUGUUUGCUAAAUUAUUACUUCUAUGUAAAGGUAAAUAAAGUGAGAUGUCCAUGAUA